AUGGCAUCAUUACCCAAGAGAAUAAUCAAGGAAACUGAGAAAUUAGUAAGUGACCCAGUACCUGGCAUUACAGCAGAACCACAUGACGACAACUUACGUUACUUCCAAGUAACAAUCGAAGGCCCAGAACAGUCACCAUAUGAAGACGGUAUUUUCGAAUUAGAAUUAUAUCUGCCUGACGACUAUCCAAUGGAAGCACCGAAAGUACGUUUUUUAACCAAGAUAUAUCAUCCCAAUAUUGAUAGGUUGGGCCGUAUAUGUCUUGAUGUGCUUAAAACUAAUUGGUCACCCGCUUUACAGAUCAGAACCGUCCUGCUGUCCAUUCAAGCACUGUUGGCUAGCCCUAAUCCUAAUGAUCCGCUAGCUAAUGACGUCGCUGAAGAUUGGAUAAAGAAUGAGCAAGGUGCCAAAGCUAAGGCUCGCGAAUGGACGAAAUUGUAUGCAAAGAAGAAACCCGAGUGA
Molecule: messenger RNA, 462 nt
Organism: Saccharomyces cerevisiae S288C
Lineage: Eukaryota; Fungi; Ascomycota; Saccharomycetes; Saccharomycetales; Saccharomycetaceae
Gene: UBC13
Product: E2 ubiquitin-conjugating protein UBC13
Exons: 2
Coding region: 1-462 (153 amino acids)
Biological process (GO): protein ubiquitination
Cellular component (GO): nucleus; cytosol
Molecular function (GO): ubiquitin conjugating enzyme activity
Source: RefSeq, marked reviewed